This is a messenger RNA of Stylophora pistillata, 1402 nucleotides long. Its product is annotated as piggyBac transposable element-derived protein 4. The record is from RefSeq and is a predicted model, not a curated record. NCBI's taxonomy places the organism in Eukaryota, Metazoa, Cnidaria, Anthozoa, Scleractinia, Pocilloporidae.
UGGAAGCUUUCCCAGAGGACCUUUCAGUCGUUGUUUUGAGCAAAAUUCUUCUCGAAUUUGGCUAGUUUUUCGAUUGUAAAAAGCGAUUUAUUCUUCGUUUCGCAUUCGCUAGCAUUUAAAAAUGGCGGCGAGGUAUUUAUCUCCCGAGGAAGUGUUUAGAAGAGUCCUGAAUGACGAUUCUGACGGGGAUUAUUCUGAUGAAAGCGAAGCAGAACUUUCGGAAGAAGAUGACAACAAUGGCAGAUCAGAACACGAGGAAAGUGAAGAAGACGAAAGCGACGAAUUGCUUCCUGACGAAGCAAAUAGCGAAGAAUCUGACAUUUGUGGUAACCGUGACAGAAGUCCUAUUCGACCAGAAAGACAAGCUGGAAGGGGAAGAGGAAGGGGUAGAGGAAGAGGAGCAAGAAGGGGAGCAAGAUCCGGUCCAGCAAGACGACGUCAAGACCCCGCUGAGCCAAACAUUGACUGGUCUGACCAGUAUAGUCCAGUGCAGAUCCCUGACUUUGGAGAACCACAUCCAGGUCCAACAAGAAGAUUUCCGAAUGUGAACACUGCUCGCGAACGAGACUUCUUUGAUCUGCUAUUCACUAAUGAUAUAUGGGAAAUCUUGGUUCAAGAGACCAAUAGGUACUACGAUCAGCAGAAGGCAACUGACCCUGGCAAGCAUAAAAGACCCUGGGCUCCUGUCACGAGAGAUGAAAUGGAGGCCUUCAUUGGUAUUAUUAUUCUGAUGGGAAUAGUCAAGUUGCCCCGUUUCGAAAUGUAUUGGAGCCAGGAUAAACUAAUCCACCAGGAAAGCAUUGCCAACAUCAUGUCUCAAACAAGAUUCCUUCAAAUAUGGAGAUACUUUCAUUUAGCUGACAAUGCAGUAGCCAUCCCUAGGGGUACUGAUGGUUUUGACAAAAUCUACCGGGUGAGAAAUUUCCUUAACAUUAUACUUAUAAAUAUUCGAGACGAGUAUAGACUAGGCAUGAAUAUUGCUAUUGACGAGACAAUGGUACCCCACAAGGGAAAGUUGGCUUUCAAGCAGUACAUAAAAAAUAAGCCAACUAAGUGGGGCAUGAAGUUGUGGGUCCUGAGCGAGGCAACUACAGGCUAUGUUUAUAGAUUUCAAGUAUAUCUGGGGAAAGAACAUGGCCAGCAACCCGAAAAACACUUAGCUAGAAGAGUGGUACGAGAUCUGACAGUAACAGAAACAGGGAAAAAUCACCNGCUUAAAGUCCCUAAAAACGUAUUUCCGCGGUGUCUCUUAGUCCCAGCAUUGUUGAGCUGCAAGUUAAAGACGUUUAGAAUGGAUACCAGCAGAGGCUGGCGUAUCCAUGGCGAGCGGAAAUAUUCCUUGGAGAGAGCAGCUAAAGCCUGCAGCCGCACUGAAAACCGCAUUGGUGAGUGGGCUCCUUGA